This is a messenger RNA of Acanthosepion pharaonis, 1356 nucleotides long. The record is from the annotation of a GenBank genome assembly. Lineage: Eukaryota; Metazoa; Mollusca; Cephalopoda; Sepiida; Sepiidae.
AUGCGUGAGUGUAUCAGUAUCCAUGUUGGUCAGGCUGGUGUCCAGAUCGGUAACGCCUGUUGGGAAUUGUAUUGUCUGGAACAUGGCAUCCAGCCCAAUGGCCAGAUGCCGUCUGAUAAAACCGUUGGCGGUGGUGAUGACUCUUUCAACACCUUCUUCAGCGAGACUGGAGCUGGCAAACACGUACCCAGAGCUGUAUUCGUUGACUUAGAACCUACUGUUGUAGAUGAGGUUCGUACUGGCACCUACAGACAACUCUUCCACCCUGAACAACUCAUUACAGGAAAAGAAGAUGCUGCCAACAACUAUGCUAGAGGUCACUACACUAUUGGCAAGGAAAUUGUUGAUCUGGUCUUGGACAGAAUUCGCAAACUUGCUGACCAAUGUACUGGACUGCAAGGUUUCCUUAUUUUCCACAGUUUCGGUGGUGGCACAGGCUCUGGUUUCACCUCUCUCCUCAUGGAACGACUUAGUGUUGACUAUGGCAAAAAAUCCAAACUUGAAUUUUCCAUUUACCCAGCUCCUCAAGUAGCCACUGCUGUUGUUGAGCCCUACAACUCUAUUCUCACCACUCACACAACUCUCGAGCAUUCCGAUUGUGCUUUUAUGGUUGAUAACGAAGCUAUCUAUGAUAUCUGCCGCAGAAAUUUGGACAUUGAGCGUCCUUCGUACACCAACUUGAACCGCCUCAUUGCUCAGGUAGUAAGUUCGAUCACCGCAUCUCUUCGUUUUGAUGGUGCUCUUAAUGUUGAUCUGACAGAAUUCCAGACCAACUUGGUACCCUAUCCUAGGAUCCACUUCCCACUGGCUACCUACUCACCAAUCAUCUCUGCCGAGAAAGCUUACCAUGAACAGCUCACAGUCGCCGAAGUUACGAAUGCCUGUUUUGAGCCAUCUAACCAGAUGGUGAAGUGUGAUCCACGUCAUGGCAAAUACAUGGCAUGUUGUAUGUUAUAUCGUGGUGAUGUUGUCCCUAAAGAUGUCAACGCAGCUAUUGCAGCUAUCAAGACCAAGCGUAGCAUCCAGUUUGUGGAUUGGUGUCCCACUGGUUUCAAAGUUGGUAUCAAUUACCAACCACCAACAGUUGUUCCUGGAGGCGAUUUGGCUAAAGUGCAACGUGCUGUCUGCAUGUUGAGCAACACCACAGCCAUUGCUGAAGCCUGGGCCAGAUUAGAUCACAAAUUUGAUCUCAUGUAUGCUAAACGUGCGUUUGUGCACUGGUAUGUGGGAGAAGGUAUGGAAGAAGGUGAAUUUUCUGAAGCUCGUGAAGAUUUGGCUGCCCUUGAAAAAGAUUAUGAAGAAGUUGGUAUUGAUUCAGUAGAGGCUGAGGAAGAAGAGGAAGGUGAAGAAUAUUAA